This is a messenger RNA of Eriocheir sinensis (Chinese mitten crab), 357 nucleotides long. RefSeq lists its product as uncharacterized. The record is from RefSeq and is a predicted model, not a curated record. Gene Ontology annotation, molecular function: structural constituent of ribosome. The coding region runs from base 68 to 298 and encodes 76 amino acids. The transcript has 4 exons. NCBI's taxonomy places the organism in Eukaryota, Metazoa, Arthropoda, Malacostraca, Decapoda, Varunidae. Gene Ontology annotation, cellular component: ribosome; cytosolic large ribosomal subunit. Gene Ontology annotation, biological process: cytoplasmic translation.
ACUACGAGCCUUCCUUCUUCCCCGAGUGUGGCUGCAGGAGGUUGUGUGAGGUGAUUAACCCAUCAACAUGGCCAAGUCAAAGAACCACACCAAUCACAACCAGAACCGGAAGGCUCACCGCAACCCCAUCCGCCGCCCCAAGAAGCAAAAGCAUCCAUCUAUGCGAGGGGUUGAGCCCAAGUUCCUGCGUAACAUGAAGUUUGCCCGCAAGCACAACCUGGCCGGCAAGAAGCAGCAAGAGAUUGCCGCAGCAAGGGCCAAGAAACGCGAGAUGCUGAGCGCCAAGACCAGCGUGUAGGAAGGGUGGCCGGCCUCUUUAUACACAGUUAAGGAAAAAAAUAAAUUUGCUACACAUUC